Molecule: messenger RNA, 1236 nt
Organism: Brassica rapa (field mustard)
Lineage: Eukaryota; Viridiplantae; Streptophyta; Magnoliopsida; Brassicales; Brassicaceae
Product: UPF0725 protein At1g02770
Source: RefSeq, a predicted model, not a curated record
CUUCGAUGGAAUCUAUUUUGCUUUGGUUUAGCCUCAUAUAUGUGGGUUUUUUGUUUUUAUUUCUUGUACUUUUGGGCAAUCAAACCUAAUAAUAUGAUGUUUCCUGGAUCGUCAAAAAUCAAUCAACCAUCAACCAGAUUUGACGAGGAGGAGAAACAAAAGGAUGAGUAUUUACGUCCGCUGUAUGAGUUACGGCGUCGAGCGAAUGAAUCCGAUGGGCCCAUCACAAAUUUCCAUCAACUUAUUCGAUCAUCAGAAAACAAUCAACCGUCACUCUCGAUAACCAGAUCUGACGAGGAGAAUGAACGAAACGAUGGUUUCGACAUAGAAGGCAUCCGUGGUUCCGGAUUAAUGCCUUUUAGCUGUCAAGGUCUCUCGACCUUUACAUAUCCCUAUCGUCCUUUGGUCAAACGUUAUGCGAAAUUGGGUCUUCAUCGCUACAAUAUAAAAGAGGGUACAAACUUUGAGCUUGAUGCUCUAAUCAAAUUCAACAUGAAGAGCAAUGGUGCUUGCUCUUUCCUCAUAACCUUGGCUGCACGUGAUACAGUUGCCGGUCGUCCCAUGCAAAUUUUUCAGGUUCGGGUGGAUGAAAACCGAUAUGGACGUUUGGAUGCGACUUGCACUACUGCUAGAAUUAAAGGAGAGACUACCGAUGGAUUUUGUCUACCCCAGCCGGUUUAUGGAUUCCCUGGUUGGCCCUCAGAUGAUGGUGUUUUUGAUGCUAGCGAACGCUUUUGCUCGGUGGAGAUAUCAAAGUUGAGGAGCAAUCCCUGGAUUCGUUUGUACCUGGAGCUUACUGUUUAUACAAAAGAUCGGAGGAUUUCAGAUGAGGAUCUAUCUAAGUUGGAGAUUGUGAAAGUGGUUAUAGAAACUACCUAUGAUGAGCCUCCGCUCAAGGCUAAGAGUUCAGUCCUCUACAUAGUUUUCAAGGGAUUGGCUAGGAAUGGUUUCGGUGAGCAACUUGAACGCAAAGCUAUCAUUAAAAGUGUCUUUGAUGAGCAAACAGGAUCCUUGUCUCUCAUGGGUGAUUUGUGCAAGUCACAAGACGAUGUGACUUUUAUGAGUGUGGAAGAAAUGCAUUAUCGUUUUCGCCAAAGCUUAGGCGCCGUUUAGGCUUUACUAUGUUGAUCAGAUUAAGUGCUAUGUGGAUCAUAAUAAGUAUUGAAAAGAAGAGUGUAUGUGGACAUUAUUUAUAUACAUAUGUGUAUGAGUGUAUCAAAAUAGUGUGUGAUUAGA